Molecule: messenger RNA, 825 nt
Organism: Chelmon rostratus (copperband butterflyfish)
Lineage: Eukaryota; Metazoa; Chordata; Actinopteri; Chaetodontiformes; Chaetodontidae
Product: doublesex- and mab-3-related transcription factor 1Y-like
Exons: 3
Coding region: 1-825 (274 amino acids)
Biological process (GO): regulation of transcription by RNA polymerase II; sex differentiation
Cellular component (GO): nucleus
Molecular function (GO): RNA polymerase II cis-regulatory region sequence-specific DNA binding; DNA-binding transcription factor activity, RNA polymerase II-specific
Source: RefSeq, a predicted model, not a curated record
AUGUCUUUAUCCAAAGCCGCCGAGCGACCACGAGAGCCGAAAUGCAGCCGGUGCCGACACCAUGGGAUAAUCGUCCCAAUAAAGGGCCACAUGAGGUACUGUCCGUUUCUGGGAUGCGACUGCUGGAAGUGCUACCUCAGCACACAGCGGACUCGAACCACGGCCCUCAUGCGAAAUCUUAAGCGAUGCCAGAAUAAGGAGCUGCGACCCAGCGCCCACACCGGGGUCAGCGUGGUGAAACCAGUGGCUGAGCGCUCCUCGAGCGCCUCGGCCGCGGGCGGAGACGCUCGUCACUCGGACUCAUCUGGACCAAUGUCUCCCCAAACGGAAGACGCCCCGGACUGCGCCGCCUCCACCGCCUGCCGCCCGCUUGACCUCCGGAGCAGACCGGCCACGGGAGGAGGGAAUGUGGCGGCUCUGGACGGCGGAAAGGCGCCCUUAGCUUCCAGUGAGGAAGGCUCAUAUGCUCCUUACUUUGGUAGAUUUGGCCAGACUCCACCUCUGCCUGUUAUUCAUUCUCCAUUGAGGGUGUCAGGUCAUCCUCCCAGCAGCUACACACCAUGUCCAAACUUCCCACUGAACAUGCCAUCCCUACCGCCUGUGCCUGCCGGGCUUUAUAAUAGUGGCUUCUGUGGACCCCUAAUGCCCCCCCGCCUCUAUUCAGGUGCUGUGCAUUACCCACCUCUACCAGAGCCUGGACCUCCUGCUGAUUGCAGGAUGGUCUUCUUCACUCUUCAACGAUUCCCACUCCCUGAGCUCAUCCAGGAGAAGCUGACAUCAGUGCAGCCCCCUCAGUCCAUCAUAGACUUGAGCGACGUGGAUUAA